GCUCUUUCCAUUUCUGUAAAAAGCAUGAAGUAAAAUAAAAAUUAUAACAAGCAGAGACACAAGUAGCUUGUGAGCAUUUGGGCUUUUACAGGUUUCAUACAAUGGUGCUGUAAGUCCUGAUUUAUACUCAGCAGGUAUAGUAACGUGGGGUAGAUAGUUAUUGACUUAAGUGGCAAAAUGCAGUCAGCAGUGAGGUGCACACAUGGGCCUGUGUUUGCUGAAACUUCAAAUCUAAGAGAUUCUUCUCAGAGCAGGUCAGAAGAGGAUGAGAGGCAACCAUCAUAGGUUGCAGCAUGGGAGACUGAAUAUUGUGAGGGAAGAAAAACCAUGAUGUGAAUAAGAAAGCACUGGACCUGGAAAGGUUGUUUAAUCUUUUUCCUUGAAGACACUAAAACUUGUGCCGGACAAAGACCUGAACGACCUUAGCUCAGCUGGGAUCAGGCAGCUGGACCUGACGACAGCCCACCAGGAAUCAUUUCCAUGCUAAAUUAUCCUGUGCUGAGGGGCACCAAUUCCUAAGCAAUGUAAACAAAGCGGUGUCCAACCCGCCCGGCGUGGGCGAGCAGCUGCGGGCGGAGCGCUCCGGCAGCCCGGCGCGACGGGGAGGAAACGCCGGCUCGGGCACCGCACGGCAGCGGGCUGCGGGCUCCCGGCUGGGCGCGGCGCUCGGAAGGCAGCAGUGCCAAUGCGUGUGGAGUGUGAAGCCUCUGACGUGGGAGGGGAAGAAAGAGAGGUCGUUUCUUGCUUGCCACACUGAUGCCAGGAGGACUUGGUGCCAAGUUUGAGCUGUUGCACCCAACGCAGUGGAAUGUGGAUUUCGACUCCUCUACAUUUUCCUGAGAAGCAAACUGGAAAAUGGAAAUGAAGAGAAACACAAUGAAGGUGCUGUGGCUGUUGAUGUUCUCCAGUGUUAUACCAUUCAGCUAUGAGAAGUCAAUGAGAGCACGAGCUAUUGAGCUGAUGCAAGAUGCUCGUUUAAUCGAUGGACACAAUGACUUUGCACUGAGGCUGAGAAUACUUUACCAAAAUAGACUCAGUAGAGUCAACUUAAGAGAACUCAACAAGACUCACACAAACCUUGCGAAACUUCAGGCUGGUUAUGUAGGAGCUCAGUUUUGGUCAGUGUAUGUUCUUUGCAGCGCUCAGAACAAGGAUGCUGUGCGUCUGACCUUAGAGCAAAUUGAUGUUGUCAAGAGGAUGUGCAACAGUUAUGAAGAGCUUGAACUUGUGACAACUUCCCAAGGUAUCUCUGACACUAAAAGGAUUGCAUGUUUGAUUGGAAUAGAAGGUGGCCACUCCAUUGACAGCAGUUUACCAACACUGAGGAUGUAUUAUGACCUGGGUGUUCGCUACAUGACUUUAACACAUUCCUGCAAUACACCUUGGUCUGAAUCAUCAUCUAAAGGAAUACACAACUUUUAUCCUAGUGUUUCUGGACUGACUGCAUUUGGCCAAGAAGUGGUAAAGGAGAUGAAUCACCUGGGCAUGCUGAUAGAUUUAUCUCAUACAUCAUAUUCCACAGCAAAAGCUGCACUGACUAUCUCAAAAGCACCAGUCAUUUUCAGCCAUUCCUCAGCAUUUUCUGUUUGUAAUCACCCAAGAAAUGUUCCUGAUGAUAUCCUCCGGCAGCUGAAAAAGAACAAGGGAAUUAUCAUGGUGACUUUCAAUGCAGAUGUACUGGUCUGUGGCAGAAAAGUUGUUAAUGUUUCUACCCUUGCAGAUCAUUUUGACCACAUAAAGCAAAUUGCAGGUUCAGAGUCGAUAGGAAUUGGUGGUGACUACGAUGGAGUGGAACGUUUCCCUGAGGGAUUAGAAGAUGUUUCUAAAUACCCUUCUUUGAUUGAGGAACUUCUUAGAAGAGGAUGGAAUGAAACAGAACUGAAAGGAGUCUUACGGGAGAACUUUCUGCGUGUCUUCAGGGAAGUGGAAAAUGUGCGGGACAUCAGUAGACUAAUGGAUGUAGGUGAAAGUGAAAUCCUGCAAGAAGAAGUCAAAAACUCCUGUCGCCUAGACCUAAGUACUUAUCAGCUUCAGCCAGCCACCUCCUUUGGAUUUCCUUCUGUGGCACAACCUUUUAGCCUGACACUUGUAAUUGCAUCAUAUUUAAUACUGUGGUAUGACUCAUAAGGUCUGUGCAAUCUAGAGAGAGAUAGAGUAAUAUGCAACGCAUCUAGUUAUCUGUUUGGGAUUUGUUAAUGUAAAGCUAUGCUAUUUUUUUACAUAUGAUUUCUAUAAAUUCACCUGCACGUUUGAAAGUUGAAAUGUAGAUUUUAAAUGUUGUAGCAAAAACAUUUUGAAUUUCAAGUGAUAAAUGGUGUGUCAUCUUGGCUAAACCAGGACCAACAUUGUUAAUGGAAAGUAUUCACAUUCAAUGAAUAAAUUCUCUAAUAUAUGACA
Colius striatus (speckled mousebird) is the source of this 2397-nucleotide messenger RNA. Its product is annotated as dipeptidase 2. The transcript is spliced from 11 exons. Gene Ontology annotation, molecular function: metallodipeptidase activity. The record is from RefSeq and is a predicted model, not a curated record. Gene Ontology annotation, biological process: proteolysis. Lineage: Eukaryota; Metazoa; Chordata; Aves; Coliiformes; Coliidae. The coding region runs from base 856 to 2127 and encodes 423 amino acids.